Sorghum bicolor (sorghum) is the source of this 1201-nucleotide messenger RNA. Its product is annotated as peptide methionine sulfoxide reductase A4, chloroplastic. NCBI's taxonomy places the organism in Eukaryota, Viridiplantae, Streptophyta, Magnoliopsida, Poales, Poaceae. Gene Ontology annotation, molecular function: peptide-methionine (S)-S-oxide reductase activity. Gene Ontology annotation, biological process: cellular response to oxidative stress. The coding region runs from base 122 to 889 and encodes 255 amino acids. Gene Ontology annotation, cellular component: cytoplasm. The transcript is spliced from 2 exons. The record is from RefSeq and is a predicted model, not a curated record.
CACAGCUGCGGACGUGGAAACACCCAACUACUCCCAACCAACCAGGCUUGGAGCCGUCGAGUCGAAGGUUCUGGGCCACGCCGCCACAAAAGGGGAAGGAACAAGGCCUUCUUCGCCCCCGAUGCCUCCGCUGCUCACCUCACCCGCCUCCGCCUCCUCCCCUCUCCUCCUCGCCUCCCGCGUCGGCGCUCUCCACCACCGCGCCGCCGCCUCGGUCCACUUCCUCGCGCCGCGCAGGAAGACCCGCCCGAGCCCGACCCCGGGCCCCGCGAUGAGCUGGCUUGGGAAGCUGGGCCUGAGCGGGCUGGGCGGCAGCCCGCGCGCGUCGGAGGCGUCGGCGGCGCUGGCGCAGGGGCCCGACGAGGACCAGCCCGCGCCCGGGAACGAGUUCGCGCAGUUCGGCGCCGGCUGCUUCUGGGGCGUGGAGCUCGCGUUCCAGCGCGUGCCGGGAGUCACGCGCACCGAGGUCGGCUACAGCCAGGGCAACCUCCACGAGCCGACCUACGAGGACGUCUGCACCGGCGCCACGAACCACAACGAGGUCGUCCGCGUGCAGUACGACCCCGCCGCCUGCAAGUUCGACGACCUCCUCGACACCUUCUGGGCGCGCCACGACCCCACCACGCCCAACCGACAGGGCAAUGAUGUUGGAACCCAGUAUAGGUCAGGGAUCUACUUCUACACCCCGGAGCAAGAGAAGGCGGCAAGAGAAUCCCUGGAGAAGCAGCAGAAGCUUCUGAACCGGACAAUCGUCACUGAGAUUCUACCGGCGAAGAGGUUCUAUAGAGCAGAAGAGUACCAUCAGCAGUACCUGGAGAAGGGUGGCCGCUUCGGCUUCAGGCAGUCUGCAUCCAAGGGCUGCAAUGACCCCAUCCGUUGCUACGGAUGAUCCAAAUGGACCUCUACGUGCAUGGUGUGAAUCGUGCCUGAAUAAGGGAUGCAUCAAAGCCAGAUUUUAUACUGCUUUCCUAGAUUUGUUUGGCCACUAUUGAACGGCUGCAAGAGUUUAGCUAUAUAACAUGGUACUCCAAUCAUCGUGUACAAAACCAGGCUUGGGAACCUAAUAUAGUCCAUGCAAGUGCGAGUGAGAUUUAAGCUUAAACCGAUUCUUGUUGAAUUGUACCAGCUUUAAGAGCAAAACCGAUGGGAAGUUUGGAGUGAUAGUACUAGUAUAUUUCUGGAAAAUAUGUUUCUGAUUUCA